AUGUAUGAGAAAUGGUUUGAUACAGUAAUGUUUUACUAUGUGAUUUUUAGUGUAUUUAGUGAAUGUCACCUUUUGUCAUUUUAAAAUUUCCCGCCGUUCCGUCCCCAUACGUCCCAACGCUCGCAGGGGACGGAAUCCAGAUGACAGAUGAUGGCAUUACAGGACAUUACAGGGGACACUGCUGCAGGAGGGACAUCGCAGGAGCGCAGGACAAUUUAAGUAUAGAACAGAUCCCGGAGCAGUGCCGCAUGGUAAGCCCGAGUGUAGCUCGGGGUUACCGCUUGUGCUACACUCGGGAAUACCUCCAGGGAGGU
Molecule: messenger RNA, 314 nt
Organism: Staurois parvus
Lineage: Eukaryota; Metazoa; Chordata; Amphibia; Anura; Ranidae
Source: the annotation of a GenBank genome assembly